Lachancea meyersii CBS 8951 is the source of this 1182-nucleotide messenger RNA. The record is from the annotation of a GenBank genome assembly. Lineage: Eukaryota; Fungi; Ascomycota; Saccharomycetes; Saccharomycetales; Saccharomycetaceae.
AUGUCGUUCGCUAUGUGGUUUUACAGACUGCGCAAGACGCCGGUUUUGGCUUUGAUACUUCCUAUUGGCCUUCUUUUAAUGCUCUGCUGGGUGUUUUUCAGUCAGGACGAGUCACUUCUGGGUCUCGAGGGGUCCUCGAUUUCCAAUCACAAGUGGGCACACGAAAACGAGAAGACGUUUUAUUUCCCAUACGCUCGCAAGUUCAAAACUGCCAAGUAUUCGUAUAAGAAAAAGUCCAACUGGCUUUUCAGUGACACUGUGGAAGACAACAUUCCACCCGGUCACAUCACGCAUUUCGAUCUCAACAAGCUAGAAUCUACAGCAAACGCUGCAGUCAACAAAGAGCAAGUCUUGAUUUUGACUCCCAUGCAGACGUUUCACGAGGAGUACUGGAACAACUUGCUACAGAUGACUUACCCACGCGAGCUGUUGGAACUUGGUUUUAUCAUCCCUCGUACCAAGAGUGGGGACGCAGCGCUUCGCAAGCUCGAGGCAGCCGUAAAAAAAGUGCAGUUGGGCAAAAAGGAACAGCGAUUUGCAAAGAUCACAAUUCUCAGACAAGACUCGCAGAGUUUCGACUCUCUAUCAGAGAAGGAGAGACACGAUCUCAAAGUACAGAAAGAGAGGCGUUCUGCCAUGGCCCUCGCCCGCAACGAACUUCUGUUCUCGACCAUUGGCCCUCACACUGCUUGGAUUCUAUGGAUGGACGCUGACAUUGUAGAGACACCUCCAUCAGUGAUUCAAGACAUGACCGCACAUGAUAAAGCAGUUUUGGCCGCCAACGUCUACCAGAGGUACAAGGACGACAAUGGGGAAAGUCAAAUCAGAGCAUACGACUUCAACAAUUGGGCCGAAAGCCCUACCGCGCUAGAUAUGGCUUCCAACAUGGCCGAUGAUGAGGUGAUUUUCGAAGGUUAUGCUGAAAUGGCCACUUACAGACCUCUAAUGGCUUACCAAUAUGAAGCUUCGAAUCCAGUUAACAUCGAAACCGCGCUUGACGGUGUUGGUGGUGGAUGCACUCUUGUCAAAGCUGAUGUUCACAGAGACGGGGCUAUGUUUCCUAGUUUCCCUUUUUACCAUUUGAUUGAGACUGAAGGUUUCGCCAAAAUGGCAAAAAGACUCGGUUAUGAGGUGUACGGUCUUCCAAACUACCUAGUAUAUCACAUUGAGGAGUUCAAUUAA